AUGCACCCAAAUUCAAGGGUAGCCUUAGCAGCACAGACCGACCCUUGCCCCGUCUGCCCCGGUGGUCAUUUUCAUUCACUCCACAUUACCGAGUCUCCUGCUCCUCAAGCUUAUCCGUACAAAGGGGACCUCGAGGUACCCAGCCUAUUUCGUUCCACAAGAUGGCUUCCUUCACGUCACAAAAUAUCCCCUGUUCCACGAGCCCAGCCCUCAUCUCCCACAGCCGCCAUGGACCGACUCCAUCCACUCGAAUCGAUGCGCUUAGCAAUCCAGAAAGCAUUACCGACUAUUACCGUCGAGUCUGUUAGCCCUUUACCGUCUUGCCGGCUCCUAAGGUUUUUCAGUAUUAAGAUCUCGGAUGGCAGAGCGUUAGUUCUCAGCCUUCCACCACCUCCGACGUUGAGGUUACUUCGGUCUGAGAGGGGGUUAAAUCUUUCAGAGACCCUUUUAACAAAAUGGAUGCUCGAAGGAGUACUAGAACCUCCCAGUAAGACUCAAAAUGCAAUCCAGGGGGAUAUCGGCCUCUAUCAACACGUUCAAAUCCGUCCAGGGGAGGUUAAACCAGAGAUCAGUUCUGAGAAAGAAUUCAACUGGAGACAGGAUGUGCUCAAGUUUCUUCCCGUCCUCGUUGCCCAUGUCCCUUCAUCGGCAGAACUGGGUGCUCCUUUCAACAUCUUCGAGCCAGCGAGAGGAGUUACUAUCGGCGAACUUCCCAUGUCCUUAACAGCAUCCGAGAGGCAGACCGUAGACUUUCAGAAAGGCCAACUUGUACGACAACUUUCGAGUUUCGUGUCACCGAACGGGCUCUUCGGACCGGCUACGGCAGUCGUCAGUCCCCAGUUACCAUCUACUGACUUACACGCGGCGCAACUAGCCAACCUCGGCCUUCGUAGCUCGAGGACGUGGAAGCAAACCUUCCACUCUCUCCUGGAGAGCGUGCUACGGGAUGCGGAGGACAUGGCCGUCACAAUCAGCUACGAGCCAAUAAGGAACUACUUUAACAGACUAAGCUACCUCCUAGAUGGUGUAACCACCGCUAGACUGGUUAUACUAGACGCGAGCGACGACCUGAACGUAUUAGUAUCGCGGGCUUCGAAGCAGGAUAUGGGUAAAGACAAGGACGGGGACGAUAACAAGUUAUUAGCGACGGCACCGGAAGCAAAGCAUACCAAAACGGAAGAUAUUUCCGAAAGAAAAGCAAUACCAGAAUACCACCACCACCAGCAAAAGGAGCAGCAACAGCAGACCAUCGCCGUCACAGGCCUCCGCGACUGGAGCAACAGCGUCUUCGGCGACCCCCUAUUCGCCGAAACUUUCAGCCAAGAUCCUUCAGCCGAUUUCUCGCGCGGCUUCUUCCACUCCCCUUCCCCUUCCCCAUCCUCUUCCUCCCCCUCCCUCCCCUCUUCUUCCCCCCCUCCUCCUCCUCCAAACACCCCCAUCGACGACCCAGACACCGCCCCCGUGCGGCUCCUCCUGUACGAGUGCUACCACGCGACCGUCGGCGUGGUGCAGCAGUUCUACCGCCCCGGCCCCGCCAGCAGCGACCGGGAGAUCGCGGCGCGGCGACGGCUCGCCGCGGCGCUGAAGCGGCUCGACGAGGUGGAAGGAGGAGGUGGAGGGGGAGGGGGAGAGGGGUUGUUGUUGGUGUUGGGGAGCUUAGGCGGCGCCGAGGUCGAUUCCGUGGGGAAGAGGGCCAGACGGCCUAGUGCGAAUGUUGAGGCGUGGCCUGUUAAGAAGACUAAGGCGGAGGGGGAGGGGGAGGGGGAUACUUCUACUUCUAAUGCAGGGUCAGGGUCAGGGUCUGGGUUUGAUGCGGGAGGAGGAAGAGGAAGAGGAAGAGGAGGAAUAGGAGUAGGAGUAGGAGUAGGAGUAAGGAUAAAAGAAGAGGAAGAAGUGUACGAGUCGAUAGAGAAAGACGAAGAUAUACAUGACGCACCUUGA
Messenger RNA from Daldinia caldariorum, 1941 nucleotides. RefSeq lists its product as uncharacterized. Lineage: Eukaryota; Fungi; Ascomycota; Sordariomycetes; Xylariales; Hypoxylaceae. The coding region runs from base 1 to 1941 and encodes 646 amino acids. The record is from RefSeq and is a predicted model, not a curated record. The transcript has 2 exons.